Molecule: messenger RNA, 516 nt
Organism: Pieris macdunnoughi
Lineage: Eukaryota; Metazoa; Arthropoda; Insecta; Lepidoptera; Pieridae
Source: the annotation of a GenBank genome assembly
AUGGGUUCUCUUGAAGUGGAGUUGUUCACUGAUGUUUGCCCCCAAACGUGUUCCCUGUUUUUGGACCUUUUAGACGGUGAUGGCCUUGGAUAUGGGUAUGUGGGGACGAGGUUUUUCAGAAAAGUACCAAAUUUAUUCUGGAGCGGCGGUGACGUAGUCCACAACAAUGGUUUCGGCUGUUACGCGCAAAAGGGAAGACAUAAACCGAUCGGGGCUGAGAACUACCAUUUUUCACACUCCAUGCCAGGUCUAUUGUCUAUGCGCGUGACAGAAAAUGAUGAGAUGUGCGGAGUGUUUAAUAUAACGUUUAAAGCAUUACCACAAUUGGAUUUGCGCAAUGUUGUCUUUGGAAGGGUGAUUCGCCCAAAUUCAACAUAUGAUAAUAUCAAAAACCUUGGAUCACCGUUGAGCACUCAGCCUAUAGUUGAAAUUGUUGCUACGAAACGAAUGGAUGGCAAGUGUAUAUAUGGCACUAGAAAUACAAAACUUGCAUCUUUUAAAAAUCAAAUUUUAUAA